AUGUUUCUGUCUGUUUAUCUGAUCCUACUCAUUAUCUAUCUAUCUAUCUAUCUAUCUAUCUAUCUAUCUAUCUAUCUAUCUAUCUCAUCCUAUUCUAUCUUUUUUGCUUCUUUUUUCAAAGGGAAGUUUCCUAUCAUCAAAACAACCCGUACAUCACCGUACCGGUCACUGACUGAAAAACGCCCCGUGGCAAACAAUCGGCAUCGACAAAACCCUACUCCCUCCACCUUUAGCCCCUACCGCAACUCGCCACCAUCAUCCGGGGCAACCAGGGACGGGUCCGCAAGCCUCGUUCUCAGAUUUCCCUGGUUUCGUUUUCGCGGUUUUGUGGCGAAGAACUAUCGUUAUACAAAUACGAACGCUUUCCUCAUAUUUCUCUAUCAAUUGAGUGCAACUCUAUGUGAAUCCGGAGUUAUUUCCUUCCACACUCCCACGCUUUUUCUUUCUUUCUUUCUUUCUUUCUUUCUUUCUUUCUUUCUUUCUUUCUUUCUUUCUUUCUUCGAUCCAAUUUUCUAUGAUAUUCUUUCUUUCUUUCUUUCUUUCUUUCUUUCUUUCUUUCUUUCUUUCUUUCUUUCUAUUGAAGACUCAUUUCUUCAUUAUGAUUCAAUUUCUAUAUUUAUAUUGAUGUUUCCUUUCUCAUGUCUUUCAUUCAUUCUUUCUUUCUUUUUUCUUUCCUUCUUUCUUUCUUUCAAUUUAAUGAAGUUUCCUUUCUUUCUUCGAUUCAGUUCUCUUGCUUUCUAUCUUUCUUUCUUUCAUUCUUUCUAUUUAAGUUUAUUUCUUUUAGUUCAAUUUCUUUCUUUCUUUCUUUUUUCUUUCUUUCUUUUCUUUCUUGAAAUAUUUUAUUUUACAAAUCUUCUUUUUUUAUUUAAUUUCCACAAUCUUUCUAUUUCUACUCAUUUAAUUAAUUUUCUUUUUCUUUCUUUUUUCGUUUACUUUUGGGUUUUUUUCUUCUAUUUCUUUAAAUGUUUUUUCUUUCUUUUUCUUUCUCUAUUUCUUUUUCUCUCUUUUUUCUUUUUUCAAUUCAAAUCUUUAUUAUGUGUUUUUGUCUCCUUUUUUUUCUUUUGCCGCACACCUUUUUUAUUUCUUAUUUUUCUUUCCGUCUUUUUAAUCCUUCUAAACUGUCAUUCUUUUUGUAAUUUUAUUUUCUGUUUUCCAUCUCUUUCCCUGUCCUUUUUCCAAAUCAUUUUAUUCAUUCAUUUUUCUUUUCUUUUCUUUUCUUUUCUUUUCUUUUCUUCACUUUCUUGCACCUCUGAUAUUUUCUCUUUCCAACAUUUGAGCGACGCCAAUUCGUCAUAUUCAUCGCAUAUAUCAGAGGAGGUUGAUAUUUUCAAGUCGCCUGAAACGAAAUAUGGAAGACUAUAUCUUGUGUCUUUCUUUCUUUCUUUUUCUUUUAGAGGUAACCAUAUUUUAUAUCUUUCUUCAUUUUUCUCUCUGGGAAGCCACUACAUCUUAACUUUCUUUUCUCUCUUUUCUUUUUUGGACUAUAUCUUGUGUCUUUCUUUAUCGUUUACAGUUCUUUCUUUCUUUCUUUCUUUCUUUCUUAGUUCUUUCUUUCUUUCUUUCUUUGUCUCUUUCUUUCUUUCUUUCUUUGUCUCUUUCUUUCUUUCUUUCUUUCUUUCUUUCUUUAAAAUAUCACAUUCUUUCUCUCUUCUGUUAACCAUGGCUGUACGGUUCUUUCUUUCUUUCUUUUCUUUCUUUUCUUUCUUUCUUUCUUUUCUUUCUUUUGUCUUUUCUUUCUUUAAAAAAGUCUUUUUCUUUCUUUCUUUCUUUUUUUUCUUUAAAAAUAUCACAUUCUUUUCUCUCUUCUUUCUUUUUCUUCUUUUUCUUUCUUUGUCUCUUUCUUUCUUUCUUUCUUUCUUUCUUUCUUUCUUUAAAAUAUCACAUUCUUUCUCUCUUCUGUUAACCAUGGCUGUACGGGUGAAUUCUUUCUUUCUUUCUUUCUUUCUUUCUUUCUUUCUUUCUUUGUCUCUUUCUUUCUUUCUUUCUUUCUUUCUUUCUUUUUUUAAAAUAUCACAUUCUUUCUCUCUUCUGUUAGCCAUGGCUGAACGGUUCUUUCUUUUUUUUUUGUAUCGUCAUUAUUUUAUCUCUCCUUUUCUACACCAUAUUAUCUUCCCUUUCCUUGUCAUUAUCUUUCGUCCUUUUAUUCUCCGUUUUUCCUUCUUCUUCUUCUUCUUCUUCUUCUUCUUCUUCUUCUUCUUCUUCUUCUUCAUCAUCAUCAUUAUUAUCAUCAUUAUCAUCAUCAUCAAUCAUCAAUAUUUUCUCAUUCUUUCUUCUUCAUCUUCUCUGUUUCUCUUACAUUUUUAUUGCUAUGUUUAA
Acanthosepion pharaonis is the source of this 2316-nucleotide messenger RNA. The record is from the annotation of a GenBank genome assembly. Lineage: Eukaryota; Metazoa; Mollusca; Cephalopoda; Sepiida; Sepiidae.